This is a messenger RNA of Gallus gallus (chicken), 355 nucleotides long. RefSeq names its product chromosome unknown C19orf54 homolog (gene ACTMAP). Lineage: Eukaryota; Metazoa; Chordata; Aves; Galliformes; Phasianidae. The record is from RefSeq and is a predicted model, not a curated record. The annotation marks the transcript as partial. The transcript has 3 exons.
ACGUUCCGCUCCCGCUCCCUCCGCCGCCGCCCCCCCCGCUCCCGCCGCUGCCGCCCCCCCCGAAAAUGGGACCUCCGUGCGGCCCUGGAGCGGACGGCGGCGGAGGUGGAGGACGGCGGCAUCCGGGAGCUGCUGAGGAGGCGGCGGGAUAGCCUGACCCCCGACCUCCAAUGGCUCCUCCUGCACCGCCCCGCUCCCCCCCUCCUCCAGGACGGCCCACAGUGUGGGCUGGUAGCCCUAUGGAUGGGGGGGUCCCUGGUGGCCCCCGGGCACGGGCUGACGUUGGCUCAGGUGGUGCAGACAGCGUUGGAGCGCCGUUAUACGCUGCAAGGGGAGAUGUUCUCUGGUAUUUAAC